AUGGGCGGGCGGGGUGAGCUUCCCAAGGCGAGGUCCAUUCUUAUCAUGGACAACAUGCACGCGCAGACGACGGACGAGUUCAAGGAGUAUCUUGCGAAGGAGUGCAACACUCUCGCCUGGUGUGGCCCUUCGGAGUGCAAGGACGACGUGCAGCCAGUUGAUGCAGGAGCCGGACGAUUUAUCAAGGUGGAAGCUGGGAGGAAGAUGGACAUGUGGCUCGAGCAGUCGAACAACCUCGAGAGGUGGGAAACCACGGCGCUGACAGCUUCUGAUCGGCGGGUACUGAUCACUCAGUGGAUGGGAGCGGCCAUGGCAAGACUCAACAGCCAACAGGCGUUCCGAUUCCGCCUUUUCGAAAAGUGCGGGAUGGCCAUGACUGUGGACGGCUCAGGCGAUGAUCGGAUCACCUUGGAGGGUUUGGACAAGCCGUGCACCUUCGCAAACGGUGAAGACUGCAGCGAGGACGAAGAGGGUUUGGAGAACGGCAGCGAUGAGCCUGAGGGGCGGGGGAAGGAGGGCGAUGGACGUGAGACGAUCGUGGAGGGCGCUGAUUCCAGCGAUGAUGAAGACGACGGCGGUAAGACACUCGCCACCAUGUACGACUACUGUGUGCAGCUGGAGCUAGACCAGAGUACGCGCAAGAUGAAGCUGCCCUUAGACAAGUACACCGGAGAUCUGGAUGCGGCGGUAGUCUCUUGGGUUUUGCUUGAGAGCGUUAGUAGAUCGGGGAGGGAGAGGAUCCUGAGUUUGGCGGUCGGGAGUUACCGCGGUCACGAGAUCGAGGGGGACGGAAAGGGUCCAGAGCUGGAGAGCCACGCCGCUCCGGGACAGGAAGACACCUCGCUGGGAAAGGCAAGCACCGGGCUGAUUAGGGAUGCAGCACGCACCGCCCGGCAGAGGCGGCAGGGUCGACUUGUUAGGGUAGCAACCUACAAUGUGCGUACACUGGCCGUGAACGGGGCCAACGGCUAUGGGAGAGCCGACAGCGUCUUACACGAGGCAGCGAAACAGGGCAUUUCGUUUGUCGGUCUGCAGGAGGUCAGGAGACCAGGGCGAACGGAGUUCGCAGCAUCCGGUUUUCGGGUGUUCACCUGUGGCACGGACAAGGGUGGUACGCAUGGCGUCGGAAUCGCUGUGGAGGAGACGCUGUGCAAAUCCUCCCAGUACACCACGGAGUACGUGGACGAGCGCCUCAUGGCUAUGAGGUUUGAGAUGAUGGGCCACCGCGGAGCGGUGACCUUCGUGGCUGCGUAUGCCCCAACAGACGUGGCCACCACCGAGAGCAAACACAUGUUCUGGGAAAAACUUGACAGUCUCGUGCGUCGUAUCCCCGCUAAGGAGUAUCUUUUCGUGCUCAUGGAUGCCAAUGCCCAGACCGGAGGAGGGAUAGCAGGGGAAAACGAAGGAACCAUGGGCGAGUACGGGCGCAAUGAGCUGAACGAAAAUGGUGAGCUGCUGCUGACUUUCGCCACGGACAACAGAUUAGCGGUCCUCAACACCUUCUUCGACACACGGAGGGGCGGGAUAUGGCAUACGUUCAACGGCCCGUCGGGACGCGAACGUAGGUGCCUCGAUUACAUCCUGACGCGCCAAGCACACCGCGACCGAGUGUCCAACAUGGAGGUCGUACCUCAGCCAGUGCGCCCAGUCAGAGCGGACUCAGACCACAACAUCGUAGUAGCCACCGUCGACCUCGGUGGCCGGCUGGCCCACAACCGACCUAUCCGGACCAACCCCAAACGGCGGCAGUUCAACCGACAAGAUCUGCAGGUCGAGGCAGCGCGAUGGGCUGUAUCCCAACGGUUUCUCUGCAACCUGCUCGCGAGGUCGGGCGCGCCGGCGACCACCACGCAGGAAAUGGCGAAGGAGUUCACGGAGGCCCUGCUCGGCGCGGCGGAGACGGAGCUGUCUGAGGAACCCCGGAGGCGGCGCACCACGGAAUGGAACAUGACCACCGCGGCACGGACAGCCCUGGCGACCGCCCUUGACAAGCGACGGGCUGCGCGACAUUCCUUCAAGGCCGGACCGAACGCAGCAACGUGGAGGAUCCUCAAAGCAACGUGCAAGGGGGUGAAGGCAACAAUCGCAACGAGCAUCUACGACCACCUGGAAAGAUACGUGACGGAGCUCGAAGCGAUCUACCAGGACCGCGACAUGCGGGGGCUGUACCAACACCUCAAGCGGUCAACGGGCCUCAGCGGGAGACAAGCUGGGGGGCAGCAGUUCGUUACAGACGAGAACGGCGUGCUACUCCGGAACAAGGAUGCCAUCCUCAAGCGGUGGCGGAGAUUCUUCAAUACCCUCCUGAACUCCAAGUCCCCCACUCUGAACCCAGACGUUGUCGAACAGGUGAUGCAGCGACCAGCGACGCGCGCCACCCGACACCUGGCGGCGGUACCAGACCUCGAGGAGGUUGAGGCGGCGACGAAAGGCCUGGGGAACUGGAAGGCGGUUGGUCCCGACCUCCUUGCCGCCGAACUGCUCAAGGUCGACGGCGACGACGAGCCAGUUGUACUGGAGCGCCUCCGUGCCAUCUUCGUCGAAGUGUGGAAUGGGGGAGAGAUGCCGCAGGAGUGGAAGGAUGCCAUCAUUAAGGUGCUGCACAAGAAGGGUGACCGUUCGAACUGCAACAACUACAGGGGCAUCUCGCUGCUCUCGCAUGUAGGCAAAGUACUCGCCAAGACCAUCACCAACCGCCUGAGCGCAUUCUGCGAAGCCAACGAAAUCCUCCCGGAGGAACAGUGCGGGUUCCGGCCUGGCCGAUCCACGGUAUGCAUGCUGUUCGUUGUGCGCCGACUCCAGGAGCUGGGGCGGAGGAGGAGAAUCCCGCUCUACAUGUGCUUCAUCGAUCUGCAGAAGGCAUAUGACUCGGUGGACCGGGAGCUACUGUGGAAGGUGCUGGCCCGGGCCGGGAUCCCCGGGGAGAUGAUCGCCGUCAUCCGCAAGUUCCACGUCGGAAUGCGGGCCCGGGUCCGCACGGACGAUGGGGAGCUAUCGGACUGGUUCCCGGUCACGCAGGGAUUACGACAAGGGUGCUCAAUGUCCCCACUGCUGUUCAACGUCUUCUUCGCAGCGCCUCUCGAGAUCAUUGUCACACGGUUCAGCCAAGAUGAGGUUAUCGUGCGGGACCUAGUGUACUUGAAGGAGGAGGAACGGAGGGGGGAGGGAUUGCUGGACCGAGUCCGGAGGGCGGUGUGGGGGAUGCUAUAUGCCGACGAUGCCGGCGUUGUGUCGAAGUCCGCCGACGGCCUGGCGAGGAUGAUGACCAUUAUCGUGGAGGUGUUCCGGGAGUUCGGGCUGACGGUGUCGGAGAGGAAGACGGAGACCCUGGUGAUGCGGGUGAAGGAGAGACAGCGACCGCCGCCGCCGCCACCGCCGGUGCUGACCAUCGAAGCAGCGGGGCAAAGGUACGCACAGACGACCGAGUUCCGAUACCUGGGCGGCCUCGUCAACGAGCAGGGCGACCUUACCCGAGAGAUCAACCACAGGAGCAAAGCAGCGUGGGCGUGCAUUAAGCGAUACGCCACGGAGCUCUUCGACCGACCGGGAGCACCGUUUCGCCUCAAAGCCCGCCUGCUCCAGGCGGAGGCAGUGGAGGCACUGCUAUACGGCUGCAUGACAUGGUCCCCACGCCGCAACCACUACGGAAUGCUGCAGACGACACACCACCGGCUACUCCUGCGAGUCAUCGGCUACCGGCGCAAACGAGGCACCUACCGGCAGCUGUCAUACGCCCAGGCGCUAAAGAGGGUCGGCUGCCAGAGCGUGGAGGCCACUGUCCGUCAACGGCGCCUGCUCUUUGCGGGGGCCGUGGCAAGACAGCCGGACGGGCGGCUUCCGAAACGGCUGAUGUUCGGCGAGUUGGUGGGAGGGGAGGACCCGGGCCAGGGAAACCCGGAGCAGAACUGGCUGACAUGCCUGAAGGACGACAUGAAGAUGUUCGAAGCCAGGUACGGCUCCACGACCGACAAGCCGAGCGUCUUCGGAGUCCCGAAGUUAGUCUGGAGUGAGGCGGCGAAGGUGGAGGGGGGGGUACCGUGGCACGCGGGGGUGCUACAGGGAGCUGAGAGGUUCAUGGCCUCUUGGCACAAGGGCAAGGAGGAGGCCAGCCGACAACGAGCCAUCAAACGAGGAGACAGCGGGCCCAAAAAUAGUCUAGAUACGGCACCAAUCAACGGGGCGGUAGGGGGGCGGAAGGAAACGGCGCGGCGGGAAGAAAGCAAGCGAGAAGAGACCGACCGCGUGACGUGACAUGUUGCGGUCGAAUUUCAACGACUAAUUUUUCUGUUGCCCUCUCCCCCGUUUGCUGUCGCGUUCAGACUGUCUCUAGGGAUAUCCCUGUCUCUGUGCGAGUUUGUUUGUGUCCUCGUCUUUGCUUUAUUCUGUUUUAUUUUGUCUUUUGUUUUGUUUUUUACUGGCACGUACCCCCGCCCCUUCCUUUGGCCGUCGACCUGCCUCCAUGUAGUGGGAGGCUACCCCCCCAGGCUGGUGGUGCGGCCGUUCCACUAGUCUAAUUAUUUAUUUUAUUUUUAUUUUAUUUGUUUCUGAUUAUAUUUUGUUUUCUUGUAUUUUAUCGCUCUGCUGACCCUUGGGGUCCAUUUUAU
Molecule: messenger RNA, 4604 nt
Organism: Ectocarpus sp. CCAP 1310/34
Lineage: Eukaryota; Phaeophyceae; Ectocarpales; Ectocarpaceae
Source: the annotation of a GenBank genome assembly